This is a messenger RNA of Ogataea parapolymorpha DL-1, 912 nucleotides long. RefSeq lists its product as uncharacterized. The record is from RefSeq and is a predicted model, not a curated record. Gene Ontology annotation, biological process: regulation of translational initiation. Gene Ontology annotation, cellular component: cytoplasm. Bases 1 to 912 code for a protein of 303 amino acids. NCBI's taxonomy places the organism in Eukaryota, Fungi, Ascomycota, Pichiomycetes, Pichiales, Pichiaceae. Gene Ontology annotation, molecular function: protein binding. The transcript has a single exon.
AUGAUAUCCCAGGAGCUGAAGGACGAACUUGACGCCUUGGACGCCAUUUUUCCCGGGUGCUAUGACUUCAUAAGCGAUCAGGUCUAUCGUUUCCGAAUACCCAAGUACGAGUACAUUAGCAUUCGCAUCAGAUUUCCCGAGAACUAUCCGGAGGAAAUACCUCAAAUUUUAAAUGUCAAAUGUGACAAACGGGGAUUUGACGAGAAACAUGUAGCUCAACUUUUGCAAGAAGUCCUCGACUCUAUCUUCAAACCUGGGGUUGUGUGUGUCUUUGACUUUUUUACUGAGUGUGAUGCGAUUUUAUAUUCCGGGGAAGACGAAGAACAGGAGGCUGUAGACGCCAGUGUGGAAAUAUCUACUUUUGAGCGUGAUCCAGAACCGGAAGACGAAUCCGAAGGCGUUGACGAAUAUGUGGUUGACUAUACAUACAAUGAGGAGAAGGAACGAGCCAAGGCCAAAGCAGGACAGCAAAGGCCACCAAAGACGCUGGAGCCUCUGGCCAAUUGGUCCAUUUCCGAAGCUAUUAGCGAUAGAAAAUCAACCUUUGUUGGUUUUGCUCGUUCGGUAGAUUCGGUUGAAAAAGCCAUUGAGUACCUGGAACUGCUGAAGCAAGACCGAAAAGUGGCCAAAGCGAACCAUAAUAUGACGGCCUGGAGAAUUAAAGACCCAGAAACGGGAGCACAGUAUCAGGAUUGCGAUGAUGACGGAGAAACAGCAGCAGGUGGGCGGCUUCUGCACCUUCUAUCCAUCAUGGACGUCUGGAAUGUGAUGGUUGUCGUUUCAAGAUGGUUUGGAGGUGUCCAUAUUGGCCCCGACAGAUUCAAACAUAUUAAUGCGUGUGCCAGAGAUGCAAUAGUGAAGGGCGGAUUUGAGAUAGCGGACGUCAAAAAGAAGAAGAAAAAGAAGAAAUAG